AUGCCACAGGUUCAGAAGUACCCUGGCCCCGACGCACCUAUUGUGCGAAUGAUUGUCUUGGAAACAGACACGCCGCAUCCGGACACCCAUGCAACCAAAGGCAGCUUCGGCGACAUCUUACAUAGUCACUUCCAGAAUGCCGGAGCCGACCACGACCCUCCACUCGGCGUUGACACCAAUCAGAGAUUCGUGGUGGAAGAAAAGGGGGGCAAAGUCCCUGCAUUUGAGGAGUUUGAGGACUAUCAGGGAGUCUUGAUCACCGGAAGCAUGUAUGAUGCACACGGAGAUAACCCCUGGAUUUUAAAGUUGCUCGACGUCCUGAAAGAACUAUGGCAACGGAGACCUGACCUGCAUCUGAGCGGUGUCUGCUUUGGACACCAGCUGCUCAAUCGCAUGCUCGGUGCUGAGGUUGCUCCAGCGCCGUCUCGCGACUGGGAGCUCGGCCACUCCAGGAUCGACCUUUCACCUGUCGGAAAGCUUCUGUUCCGUACUGACGACGACAACGUGUACCUCCAUCAAAUGCAUCAGGAUCAAGUCGUAGCGCCGCCAUCUCCAGAGUCUUCUAAAGGAUUGCUGAAGCCUGGCACAAAGGUGGAUAUUUGGGGGCAUAGCAGCCACACCAAGGUGCAAGGUAUUUACAUUCAAGGGCGGCUAUUUACAACACAAGCACACUUGGCUUUCGACGAAGACAUGGUCAAGAGGCAGAUCCAGAUGAGAGUCGAGAGCGGUGGUAUCCAGGACUUGGAGCAUGCAGACCGAGCUGCGGAAACGGCUCAUCUGGAACAUGAUGGGGACUUGGUUGCUGCUGCGAUUUUGAGAUUCUUCCAUGGUGAUGAUGAUAGCAUUGAAUAA
Colletotrichum chrysophilum is the source of this 852-nucleotide messenger RNA. RefSeq lists its product as uncharacterized. The record is from RefSeq and is a predicted model, not a curated record. The coding region runs from base 1 to 852 and encodes 283 amino acids. The transcript is spliced from 2 exons. Lineage: Eukaryota; Fungi; Ascomycota; Sordariomycetes; Glomerellales; Glomerellaceae. Gene Ontology annotation, cellular component: nucleus; cytosol.